AUGGCCAUGUACUCUCACACUUGCUGCAGGGUCACCAAUACUUCUUCUAUUGUGGCUUUCCGUGGCUCUGGGACCAUGAUUGACUAUGCUGCAAUGAAUGGAGCCAUCAUUAGUUUUACUACGGCUUUAGCAACAUACUUGAUUCCUAAGGGUAUCCGGGUCGGCAGUCGCGUGAGGAUCAUCCAUUCAUUACUCUUUGCAAGUACUUCGGGUGCGAUCUAUACCCCAAUUCAAGUCGACACCCGAGAUGCCAACAGAUGGAAGGGUGAGGUCACAAAUCUGGUCUUGGUCGACAUGGUGAGCCAAGUGAGGUUGCCACAAGCUUCGUAUUCUUGGCUAGUGCGGAUUCUUCUCUAUACUAUGGGCAAGUGA
Penicillium concentricum is the source of this 372-nucleotide messenger RNA. RefSeq names its product Short-chain dehydrogenase/reductase SDR. The transcript has 3 exons. The record is from RefSeq and is a predicted model, not a curated record. NCBI's taxonomy places the organism in Eukaryota, Fungi, Ascomycota, Eurotiomycetes, Eurotiales, Aspergillaceae. Bases 1 to 372 code for a protein of 123 amino acids.